Messenger RNA from Ctenopharyngodon idella (grass carp), 1606 nucleotides. It is a transcript of the gene afmid, whose product is annotated as arylformamidase. The coding region runs from base 159 to 1040 and encodes 293 amino acids. The transcript is spliced from 12 exons. Lineage: Eukaryota; Metazoa; Chordata; Actinopteri; Cypriniformes; Xenocyprididae. The record is from RefSeq and is a predicted model, not a curated record. Gene Ontology annotation, molecular function: arylformamidase activity.
AUCAGGAUCAAGGGCGCGCGCAGCACAGAUCUACAAAACAAAAUGUCCGCCGAUGAGUCACCGUCGAUCCAGUGUGUUUAUAACUAAAACAUGAGGAAGAGUUCAGGCGGGAAUGUGAAUGGUCUUGUUAAAGCUCUAGUCCAGCAGAAGAGAUCAUCAUGACCGACUGGAAGAAAAUGAGCAAAGAUGAGCUGGAGCUUCAGUACUCACCGAGUCGCUGGUCACACAGGAUGUCCGCAGGUGACGUGAUCAGAGCCCAUGUGGCAGCUUUAAAAUCAGGCACGGAGAAAGCUCGAGCUGUCACUCACACUUUGAUUGACGUGCCGUAUGGUGAAGGUGACGGAGAGAAACUGGACGUUUAUAUUCCCAGCAGCUCUAGUCCAGAUCUGCCGCUGGUGAUUUACUUUCAUGGAGGUUACUGGCAGUUUCUCAGUAAGGACGAGUCCGGGUUCCUGGCCGUCCCGCUGGUCCAGAAGGGCGUGGUGGUGGUCGCCGUGGGUUACAGUAUCGCUCCUAAAGGGAACAUGGAUCUGAUGGUGUCACAGGUGCGCAGGAGCGUGGUGUCAGUGAUCCAGCAGUAUUCACACAUCAGCGGGCUUUACCUGUGUGGUCAUUCUGCCGGAGCGCACCUGGCUGCUAUGGUUCUGUCCACCGAUUGGUCCCAGUACGACAUAUCACCGCAAAUCAAAGGUGCUUUUCUCGUCAGCGGCAUUUAUGACCUGCAGCCCAUCCUGUCCACAUACGUGAACGAGCCGCUGAAGAUGAACGAGGAAGUGGCGUUAAGGAACAGCCCAAGUCACUUCCUGUCGCAGCUCAAAGUCUCAUCUUCUUCCUGUGACAUCAUCGUCGCUGUGGCGCAGAACGACUCGCCCGAGUUCCGAAAGCAGUCGGAGGAAUACUUCAAAGCUUUGGAAUCUGCCGGUCUUAAAGUCUCUUUUGAAGAUGUUCCCAACACUGAUCAUUUCAGCAUCAUAGAGCAACUCGUUGAUGAGAAUUACCACCUCACAAAGCUCCUACUAAAGAUGAUGGGGAAAAGUUGACGAUUGUCAGAUUACCCAGAAUGCACUGCUCUGGAACAGACCUGUGAGUUGACCUCAGAAUGACCUGACUCUUGGUCCAAUCAGACACUAGUAUUAAUCAUCAUCCGUUUGUGUAUGUCGGUACAUUCAGAGCUGUGUAAUGUUUUCUGCUGCGGUCACAUGACUGUCUUUAUAAUGUUAUUUAAAUGUUUUUAAAUGUACCAUUUGAUGAUUUCAAGUGACAAGCAAAUGUGACUCAGAUGAGAUGGAUCAGUCACAAAUGAAUAUAGCAGUUAUUUGACAUUAAUUUGACACAUUAAUGCACGGUUUAUUUGGUUGUACAAGAGUAUUUUGUUUCAAGUUUUAAUUGAAUUGGCAGAGAUUGGCUGCUGGAAAAACAGGUUUAAACCAGUCUAGCCCUGGUCAAACCGGUCUGGUUUGAUGUUUCAGUGGGAUUUUAGGUAUUUGGUUAACUAAUCACUCAUCUUACCUGACUGGAUUAAACAUUUUUAUCAAGAUAACUCUGUGUGAAUAUGUUAGUGUGUGUGAUUUGAGGCAUUUUCUAUUCAAUAAAAUGCUGAUAUGAA